AUACUGGUGGGGCCGGAGCACCCACCCGGCUCCGCCGGAGGCCAGACCGCCUCUCCCUUCCCCCUCUCUUGCCGCUCGGUUCUUCCUGCCCCUCCCUUCUGGGCCCAAAAUUCUCCUCUCGCCGCUCUCCUCCGCCUCACCGGCGGCCGGGGUCCUCGCGGCCUCAUCCCCAGCUCCCCCGAUCACCAGGCGAACCCUCGGAGCCUCACCGCACCUCCGAACGCUUCGCCAAGCCGGGCAUAACGGGACAUCUCACCUCGAAUUCUUCUCCCGUAGCUCGCUGCCCUUCCCCCCUCUCCUCAACAAGUACCGGCGGCGCGGAUCUAUGCGGACCCGGGAUUUGUAUUUUCCCUCGUUGGGGAUGGAGGUGCAGGUGCUCGAUUUGUCGUCAGACUCCGAGGACGAGGUGUCGGCGCACUCGCCUCAGCACAAGCGUCCCGCGCGGCAGGCGGGUCCAGGUGCUGACCACGGGGUUGGAAACACAGGAAUUGGAGGAAGCGGUGUGGACAGCCUCUCUAGGCAAGAGGGCGCAGCGAGGUUGCUGCAGCCCAGCGACGCGGUGAAGAAAGGGGAGAAGGUCGGCGAGGGGAAUAGCGCGUGGGCUGCGGGGCCUCCGAAGCUCGGUGGGGAAUCGAUCGGUGCUGGUGGUGUCGUCGUGGGAGCUGGGAGAGAUCCGUGGAGCGCAUUGGUGAGCAAGCGUAAGGCUGGGGACGGUGGAGAUGUUGGAGCUGGGUGCUGGGGUGGUUCAGGUGAUUGGGGUGAUCAGCUUCGCAACUCGGUCCCUGUGCUGCAGCAAGGAUCGGAGAGCAAGGAGUUUUGCAAUGGUUCUGCUGCGUCAGGUGAUCACUGGAAGGGUAUUCUUGGCGCAAGACCUGCUGAUCCUGCCAACACACCGUGCUACCCGUGGAAUGCUGGCAAUAGAGAAAAUGAGGUUGGAAUGCUAUCUCAAGACUCUCUGGAUACUCGUGAAGUUUCUGGAUGUGAUGACUUUCUUAUGGAAGAAAGUAGCUCAGCAUGGCUUUCGAGGAUCAAAGGGCUGAACUUCCCAUUUCCUGAUGAGCGUCAGUUGAGAACCAAGCAGAUUGAGGAUGAUGAGGUGUUUGCCCAAAGGCUUCAGGAGCAGCUCAAUCAGGAACAGCCAGGCUCUCAGCAUUCUGAAGCGGUUGAUAUGACAAUAGCCUGGACAUUACAUGAGCAAGAUGCUCAGCAUGCCAGAUUUGCUGCAAGAGAAGGGCAGUCUAGUUCUAACCAGAGGGACAGAUCAAUGGCACACUUGUAUUCAUUUGGCCGGCACUCACCUGCUCAAAGUUUUGCUUCUUGGGCAUCCAAUCGUACUCAGCUUCCAAUGUCAAGCAGAAGAAGUUUGCCAAGAAACACUAACUGUCCUCAAGUGGCACAACGUGAUAUGCUCAUCUCUCAGUUGACCAGGGGGUGCUUCAGAGAAGACAUGGAUCUAGAAACGAGAAUGGCUGUACUGGACUCACUUUCAGAAGCAUUUGAUAACUGUGGGGAGACAUUUUCUCCAUAUUCUGAUGAUGAUGAUUAUGAUACUCUCAUAGCACUUGAUGCCAACAACCAUCACAGAGGUGCUUCUGAUGAUCAAAUAAACAGCCUGCCACUGUCACUAGUUGAGGGUGAUAUUUGUUCAGACGAACCCUGCCCUAUAUGCUUGGACUGCCCUGCUGGUGGGGACUCCCUCCGGCAUCUGCCAUGCUUGCACAAGUUUCACAAAGAGUGCAUCGACAGAUGGCUCGGUAUGAGGAUCCUGUGCCCUGUUUGCAAGUCAACUGUGUUCUCGCAGUAGACUGUAUCAUCCGUUAUGCUUUUUGCAGUAGCAUGAAAGGUAGAUUAGCUGACCAAUAGGAGGCAUUGGUACUGCUGGUACUGCCGGUACUGCCGCAAUGUGUACAUUCUGUUGUUGACCUGUGCUCUCUUCUGCUCUGUGGUUCUCUGAAGUGGCGUGGAGCGUUUUAUUGCCAUGAGAGAAAAACCUCCUAUUUCCGGUUGUUGUAUACCCUUUUUAGGUGUCAUGACAUGCAUAGAAGCACCUAGCGUCUUCAGUUUUGGGCGUUGCCAUGAGUGUGAAGGCUGAUAUUGCUCUCUUUAAUUGGCGUUCUAACUUCCAAUUACAAAUGAAGUUAAUUGAUUUUGAAGAUCUAAA
Panicum hallii is the source of this 2161-nucleotide messenger RNA. RefSeq lists its product as uncharacterized. The transcript is spliced from 9 exons. Lineage: Eukaryota; Viridiplantae; Streptophyta; Magnoliopsida; Poales; Poaceae. Bases 326 to 1804 code for a protein of 492 amino acids. The record is from RefSeq and is a predicted model, not a curated record.